AAGAAGAAGAGAUAUUUCAGAAGCUUCCACGAUUAAUAUGCACUAAUUCCCGGUAUGUGUUCCUCCCUGCACCAGUGUUGAUAUUGGUUCUUUCACCUUUGUUCACUGUCUGCAUGAUGAUUUUAAAGACAUAGUUAGAGGAAUAUGCCAUUACAAACCUUUUGUUGUUAAUUAGUACAAUAGGGCAUCUUUGAUCCUACAACUUUGCUCUCAAGUCUCAAUACAUAUACGGAAGCUAAAAUUAAAAAGAGAAAGGUAGUAAGAAACUUGCCGCGCUGGAGACAACCCCCUUCCCACCACCCCCACCCAGUUUCUUACCUGGUGAAAAUCCGUUGUCUGCAAAAUCGUCAAGGCAAGUGUAAAAUUGGCAGAAGCGUCACUGAAUGGGGAAGAACCCAUGCACACCGCAGAGACAUGCUACUUCCGUCGUAACACUGCAAUAAAGCAUAUCUGGAACGCGGCUUGGAACAUAAACUAUCAGAAUGCGAGUGCUUGGUGUAUUAAAGAUCCUCCGGAGGAGAGGUAUCUGAGUUGUAGUCUCACUUCCGCAAGGCAUUCGCUUGGGUCGGGUGUCACUGUGAUGCUGGCGUUGGUGGUGGUUUUGAAUUUUGGGAAGUUGGGGAAUAUUAAGAGGAAGAGGGUCAGACGUUUGAAUGUCCACAGGAUGAUUCUUGCAGCGGACUGUGAUGCUGUUUUUGCCGUUCCUGCUAUGCCUAAGGUGCAUGAGGGAAACCUGUAUCUCAGAAGUCCAGAUGAUCUAAGGAGGGUUUAUGCAUCUGAUCGCCUCUAUCACAUUGUUGAAAGGAAGCCUUUCUGUUUCAAUUAAAAAAAACGGAGAUCAUAUGGAAGACUAAACAACUGGGGAAGAGUCCAUCUUGCUGAAAUUCUAUGAAAAAAGGGGUCCAAGGACACUCUUUUUGUUAAUACACAGGUAAGCAAGAGCAAAGAUAUAUCAAGAGAGGGCAUGGUCUUGUUUUCUUUGUAGUACAACUGUUGUGAUAUUUAAAGUUGGUGGAUAAAAGACCACCUUUUUAGCAUGUUUCAUACUUCAGAGUUGAAAAUCUCUUGAUGUUGAACGGUAUUUGUUGUAAGCAUGUUGAAAAACAUAUGAAAGUCUUUGACACACUCUGCAUAUAUUUCUAUAAUUUAUUUCUUUAGCUGGGAGUAUUAUCGGUAGAGAAAUUGUUGCUUAGUAGAUAUAUGUUAUGAUGUGGGAAACACUGUUAGCUUAAAGAGAGGAG
Messenger RNA from Linum tenue, 1241 nucleotides. The record is from the annotation of a GenBank genome assembly. Lineage: Eukaryota; Viridiplantae; Streptophyta; Magnoliopsida; Malpighiales; Linaceae.